Molecule: messenger RNA, 1179 nt
Organism: Fusarium venenatum
Lineage: Eukaryota; Fungi; Ascomycota; Sordariomycetes; Hypocreales; Nectriaceae
Biological process (GO): tRNA wobble position uridine thiolation
Cellular component (GO): mitochondrion; cytosolic tRNA wobble base thiouridylase complex
Molecular function (GO): tRNA binding
Source: RefSeq, a predicted model, not a curated record
AUGGCACCUACACCUUGCUUUCGGUGUAAGAAUAACAGGGCUGUUGUAAAGCGACCCAAGAACCACCAUAAGCUAUGUCGCGACUGCUUCAUUCAAGUUUUUGAAGAUGAAGUUCACCAUACAAUCACAUCGUCAAAGCUCUUCUUCCGGGGUGAACGAGUUGCUAUUGGUGCUUCAGGUGGCAAGGAUUCAACAGUUCUGGCUUCUGUGAUGAAAACCUUGAACGAACGCCACGACUACGGGCUGGAUCUGGUAUUGCUUAGUGUUGACGAAGGUAUCAAGGGAUACCGAGAUGAUUCACUAGAGACAGUCAAGCGAAAUGCUGUUCAAUACGACAUGCCCCUGGAGAUUGUCGGCUACGAUGAGCUGUAUGGAUGGACUAUGGACCAGGUCGUCGAAACUAUUGGAAAGAAGGGAAACUGCACGUAUUGUGGUGUUUUCCGACGACAGGCCUUGGAUCGAGGGGCCAAGAAAUUAGCUAUUCAGCACGUUAUUACCGGCCACAACGCCGACGAUGUUGCUGAGACUGUCCUCAUGAACCUUUUACGAGGAGACAUGCCUCGGCUAUCUCGAAGUACCAGCAUCGUCACGGGAAACUCAAGCAGCGAGGUCAUGAGAAGCAAGCCUCUCAAGUACGCCUACGAGAAGGAGAUUGUUCUUUAUGCACACCACAAGAAGUUGGACUACUUCAGCACAGAGUGUAUAUACAGUCCAGAGGCUUUCAGAGGUACAGCACGAGGACUUAUCAAGAAUCUCGAAAAGGUGCGGCCAAGCGCCAUCUUGGAUAUUGUCAGGAGUGGAGAGGACAUGGCUCGUCUUACACCCGACAAGGGCCAAGGGGCAUGCGGCGGCUGCGACGAGGGCGAGGGGAUUGGAGGCUGUGGUUCGGCCAACGGGCGAACUUCUGGCAACGAGAUGGCCCAAGUCGAGGCUAGCUUAAAGACGCAGCACGAAUCUGCAGCUCUCGAAACAGAGAUCACGGUCAACGGAGCCCCCAAGGACGAUGCCGUACCUCUACCAGUUAGGACAAAGAAGCCAAAGCAGAAGGAGGCACCGCCUGCACCGAAGCAGAGUCUAGGAAAGUGUGUCAAGUGUGGCUACAUGUCGAGUCAGACCAUGUGCCAGGCUUGUACGCUACUGGAGGGUCUGAAUAAGAAUAGAGCAGAGAUAGCGAUAUAA